This is a messenger RNA of Arabidopsis lyrata subsp. lyrata, 717 nucleotides long. RefSeq lists its product as uncharacterized. Bases 61 to 579 code for a protein of 172 amino acids. NCBI's taxonomy places the organism in Eukaryota, Viridiplantae, Streptophyta, Magnoliopsida, Brassicales, Brassicaceae. Gene Ontology annotation, molecular function: RNA nuclease activity. Gene Ontology annotation, biological process: regulation of gene expression. The record is from RefSeq and is a predicted model, not a curated record. The transcript is spliced from 3 exons. Gene Ontology annotation, cellular component: peroxisome.
GCCUAUCUAAAGAAAGAUAGAACUGGAUCUAAGUGAACCCUAAUUUUCUCCGACGAAACCAUGCCGAGAAAAUCCGCCGUCGGUGGCACAUGCGUCUUCUGGGAUGUCGAGUGUUGCCCAAUCCCUGGAGGUGUGGAUCCUGAUUCGAUUUGUAAGAAAAUCAAAUCCGCUGUUGCUAAGAAGGGUAAUUGUGGUGGUAAGGUGUCAAUCAGGGCUUAUAAUAAAACUAUCCAGGAAAGCGACUCUCUCUGCUAUGCCGGAGUCAGACUCGUAAACGAAGAGUCAGGUUCGAUAGUGGAUAAAAUGCAAAAAGACAUUCUUUUCUGGGCACUGGAAAAUCGUCCGAAACCUAAUGCUAAAAACCAUGACCGACCAAAUUUGGUGGUAAUCGCAGAAAGCGUCUCACAAGAAUCGGAUUUUGGCAGAACGCUUCUUUAUUUGAAAUUGAGAAAUUACAAUGUUAUCGCAGCACUGCCUAAGGAGGACAAUGUCGCAUGUCCAUAUGCAAGCUCGGCAUGCCUUUGGACCAGCUUAUUUGAUUCAGGAAAACCUAUCUACCAAAGCGGAUCGGCUCACUGAAAUGUUGUGAUAAGGCUUUGGUUUUGUGUUUCAUAUUUGUCCUGUUAAACGCUGUUUUUCUGUGAAAAGGCUUUGGCUUUGUGUAUCAAAACAUUCUUCUUUCUUUGUUUAAAUAAAAUAUGUUAAAGUUUAUGGAGA